Cannabis sativa is the source of this 516-nucleotide messenger RNA. RefSeq names its product 11-beta-hydroxysteroid dehydrogenase A. NCBI's taxonomy places the organism in Eukaryota, Viridiplantae, Streptophyta, Magnoliopsida, Rosales, Cannabaceae. The transcript has 4 exons. The coding region runs from base 1 to 516 and encodes 171 amino acids. The record is from RefSeq and is a predicted model, not a curated record. Gene Ontology annotation, molecular function: oxidoreductase activity.
AUGCAGAUAUCUGCACUUUGUGGAUUGGAUUGGCUAUUUUAUGAACACCCCUACCCCUAUAUAAACUUCUGGGGUUCAGUGUAUGCAACACAUUUUGCAAUUCCAUACCUUAAAAAGACCAAAGGAAAGAUCAUAGUGAUUUCCUCUGCUGCCAAAUGGUUUCCAAUGCCAAGACUUGGCCUCUAUAGUGCUACCAAAGCAGCAGUUACAAGCUUUUAUGAGACAUUGAGAGUGGAAAUAGGGAAAGAGGUUGAGAUGAGCAUGACACCAUUGAUGCCAGCCAAAGAGACUGCAAAAGCAAUUCUGAACAAAGCAUGUGAGGGAGCCUUUAUUCCUGAGGUGUUGGAAUCGUCCAACCGGUUGCUGAUAAUGCCUAGAUCAGGCUCCACAGAUAGAGAUACUAUUAGUAAGAAAAUAGUGGAAGUAUUAUAUGGAUUCAGGCCAUGUUUGCAGCCUGGGAUAGUUGAGUAUCCUGAUAUUGGUGAUAAUGGCCACAUGUCUUAUUCACAUUACUAA